Messenger RNA from Tarenaya hassleriana, 2152 nucleotides. Its product is annotated as protein LAZ1 homolog 1-like. The transcript has 9 exons. The coding region runs from base 369 to 1826 and encodes 485 amino acids. Lineage: Eukaryota; Viridiplantae; Streptophyta; Magnoliopsida; Brassicales; Cleomaceae. Gene Ontology annotation, biological process: transport. The record is from RefSeq and is a predicted model, not a curated record. Gene Ontology annotation, molecular function: transporter activity.
AAAUAAAAAAGAUCGGCUUUAUCCGAGGGGGCUCGAUUCUCUCGGAAAUUUCUCUCCUUUCGACGUGCAAGUUCGAACCCACUGAAGGAUUCAGGGUGUUUUUUUUUCGGGUCGUCUGCUCUUAUUGAAUCCAAGUGUUCUUUGCAACUAACAUUGCACCGACGUAGGAAUAAGGUUUUAUCUGUUGAACUUCUCGUAGCCUGAGGAAGGAUUUAUCUCUUAGGGGUGAAACUGAUGAUAGGCAGAAAGGCAAAUUUCUUAACUCCAGAUCUGUAAUGCAUACAAGCCGUGGAACAGUUUGAUCAGAUUUGAAACCGAUUGAUUCUUUUGGUUGAUGUAAACAUUGCAUCCGUAAGUUGUGUCUCCAAAUGGGCCGGAUGAGUGUUCUCUUCUCUCACUUUUUGCUUGUUGGUUUGGCGGAGUCCUCAAAUAGAUCCGGUAACAUAUGGGUUCUGAGCCUUGGCAUUGAUCAGGGCAAGGCCUUCAGCUGGCCAAUUUUCAGCGCCAGCAUUUUCGUGGGUGUUGCCGUUAUCCUCUCCACGUAUCUUAUCUUCGAGCACCUAGCUUCUUAUAAUCAGCCAGAGGAGCAAAAGUUUCUUAUCGGACUUAUUCUGAUGGUUCCUGUUUACGCUCUAGAAUCGCUCUUGUCAUUGUUGAACUCAGAAGCAGCUUUCAACUGUGAGGUGAUUCGAGAUUGUUAUGAAGCCUUUGCACUCUACUGUUUUGAGAGAUAUUUGAUAGCUUGCCUAGGUGGGGAAGAACGUACAAUUGAAUUCAUGGAACAGCAGACAGUUAUUAGCCCAGACAUGCCUCUUCUGGAAGACUCGUGUUAUGAAGUUGUAGCACAUCCUUUCCCUUUGAAUUGGUUCCUAAAAGAUUGGAAUCUUGGUCCUGAAUUUUAUCAUGCUGUGAAAAUCGGCAUUGUUCAGUACAUGAUAUUGAAGAUGAUCUGUGCUCUGUUGGCUAUGGUCCUUGAAGCUUUUGGGGUUUAUGGAGAAGGGAAGUUUGAGUGGAAAUACGGAUAUCCGUAUCUGGCCGUGGUUCUCAAUUUCAGCCAGACUUGGGCAUUAUAUUGCCUUGUACAGUUCUAUUCUGUCAUAAAAGAUAGGCUGGCCCCGAUCAAACCACUGGCCAAAUUCUUAACGUUCAAGUCUAUCGUGUUCCUCACGUGGUGGCAAGGUGUUGUGGUUGCAUUUUUGUUCUCGAUGGGAAUUUUUAACGGGUCUUUAGCUAAGGAACUGAAAACGCGUAUACAGGAUUACAUCAUCUGUAUCGAGAUGGGUAUUGCCGCUGUAGUCCACCUCUAUGUGUUUCCUGCAGUGCCUUACAAGCGUGGAGAAAGAUGUGUUCGUAAUGUAUCAGUAAUGUCAGAUUAUGCCUCUUUAGAUGCACCUCCUGACCCGGAAGAGGUUCAGGACUGUGAAAGAUCUACUAGGAUACGCUACUCAAGAUUUGAUGAUGAUGUUGGUGAAAAACGCUUAAAUCUCCCUCAAAGUGUUCGUGAUGUCGUUCUCGGUAGCGGUGAAAUUAUUGUGGAUGACAUGAGGUUCACAAUUUCACAUGUUGUGGAACCGGUAGAAAGGGGAAUCGCGAAAAUAAACCAAAAGUUUCAUCAGAUAUCGGAAAACGUGAGACGAUACGAGCAGCAAAGAAGGUUGUCUAAGGAUGAUUCGUAUCUCAUUCCACUGAAUUCAUGGACCAAGGAAUUCUCAGAGGUUCAUGAAAACUCCCAAGAAGGGAGUGUCAGUGACAGUGGUUUGCAGAAAGGAAAGAGGCAAAGUCACCAUUCUAGAGUCUUGGGCUUAUGGACAAGAAUGCGCAGAUAAUAUAAUACCUGGCUGCAGAAUUGAAAUGAUGGCUCCUGAGUCCUAUCUUCAACUCCUUGGAGAACACCUCUUGCAAUUUUUUUUUGUAGAUUUCCGAUGAUGAUGCCGAUGUCCGGGAGUAGUUAUAACUCGGGCAUGCAGAAGAUCAUCAUCUUCACACGAUGAUACACUCUGGUAAGAGAUUCUGACUGUUUCCAUGUGUUAUUGUAUAGGACUUAGAAUGCAGAGCUAGCUACCACUGGUUAUGUGGUGACAGAGAAAUAGAUCUAUAGCUUCAGCAAAAACAAAGUGAUUUCACAUUUUUAGUUUUUUAACUUACAUUUCUA